AUGCCCGAGCGCUCCGAGGCCGAGCUCAAGGCCGAGAUCGCCGCCCUGGAGGAGCAGCUCAAGGGCCUCAACCAGGAGGCCGCGGAGCGCCAGGAGGCCCUGGACAGCGCUCGGUCCGCCAAGUCCGCCCCGCCGGACGACGACGAGGACGACAGCGAGGAGGCGCCGGAGACGACGGCCGCGGCGUCGAAGAAGAAGUCGCGGCGCGGCGGGAAGAAGAAGAAGAAGAAGGUCGAGGAGCCCGAGGAGCUGGCGUACUGUAAAGCCGAGGUCGCGAGUUGCCCCCAAAACGCGCAGUGCCGCCUCGACCUGAGCAGGGCCUACGAGGACUGCGGCCGCUUCCGCGAGGCCUACGCCGAGGCGCGCGCCGCGACGACCUUCAUCAAGACCUACGGCCGCGCCUGGAAGGCGCGGAAGCGCCUCGAGCUCCUGCUCGAAGCGGCGAAGAUCCCCUUCGACGACGACGACGCGCCGUUCCACGCGACGCCGCCGGACGCGGCGCCCGCCGCCGACGACGGGCCCGCGGCGCCCAUCGCGUCCGACGCCGCCGACGCCGCGGCCAAGGCCGCGGCGGAGAAGGCCGCGGGGAACGCGCAUUUCGUCGCGAAGCGGCACGCGGAGGCCGUCGUCCACUGGACCUUCGCCAUCGACCUCCUCAAGAAAUGGGACGCGCCCGUGGACGCCAAGCUCUACAGCAACCGCGCCGCGGCGAACCUGGCGCUGAAGAAGCACGUCUGCGCGGCGACGGACGGGAAUCUGGCGGUCGACGCGGACCCGGCGUGGUGGAAGGGCCACUGGUACUUCGGCCAGGCGACGCUCGAGCUCGUCAAGGCCUCGGCGGCGCAGCGCGGCGCCUGCACGUCCAACGGCGAGCGCGCCCAGGAGGCCUACCGCGCGUUCGUCAAGUGCGCGGAGUGCGACUCCGUGCCCGCGAACAAGCGCGCGGAGGCCGCGACCUUGAGCUGCAGCGCCGCGAAGGAGGCGAAGAUGAGGCCCGUCGACACCAUGGGUCCGGCCUGCAUCUGGAAGCCCAUCUCGCCCGCGGCGACGUGCAGCCGCGCGCCGCGGCGCGCGGCCCGUGGCAUGACGCCCGUGGCCCCCGGCGACGAGCCGGGCUCGCCCGCGGACUCGCUGCCCCCGCGGCCCCAGACGACGGGCCGGCGCCGCGCCGUCGACGACGACGACGCGUCCUUCGCCCAGGACGAGGACCAGGAGAACGACCGCCGCAUGCUCAAGGCGCUGGCCACGAAGCGCGCCGAGUCCGCCAAGGCCUCCGGCGGCAAGCGCGGCGGGCCGCGGCGGCUCCGGCCCAUGGCGCCGAUCCUGAACGCGGCGCCGCCGCACCCGGCCGCGCCGGCGAAGGUCCCGCCGGCGCGGAAGCCGUCGCCGCCGCCGGAGAAGCGGCCCCCGCGGGCGCUGCGCGUCGACGACGUCGAGGGCCUCAAGACGCUGGAGCUGAAGCGCGAAUUGGACGCGCGGAAGCUCGAGAGCACCGGUCUACGGAGCGCGCUCGCGAGCCGGCUCAAGGCCGCGGUGCUCGCGGAGGGCCGCGGCGACGACGCGCCCGCGCCGCCGGAAAAGAAGAAGACGGGCACGGGCGACGGCCGCUUCGUCAUCCGCGACUUCCAGACGGACGUGGACGGCGACCGCGUCGCCUUCGGCCACGCGUGCGUCUGGCGCGUCGACCGCGCGGAGCACGGCUCCGUGGAGUACAACCUGUCCUGCGGCCGCGUCGUCGGCGCGAAGAUCGAGGGCGGCGAGGUCUUUUGCGCGGCGCCGCCGCUGACGCGGGGCGAGUCCUACGAGCACACGUUCGACGACGUCGGCACGUACGUCGUCACCGAUCCGGCCUACGGUUUGGAGUGCACCGUCGAGGUCUACGCCGUCACGGGCAUGAAGGAGCUGCGGGAGAAGGUCGCCCGCGAGAAGCGCGUGCGCGCCAACGAGGCCGCGGCCGCCGAGGAGCGCAAAGCCGACGCCGCGCGCGCGGAGGCCGAGCGGCUCCGGCGGCUCGAGGAGCGGCAGCUCGAGGAGGCGGACCGCGCGGCCGAGGCCGAGGCGGAGCGCGAGCGCAACGACCCGCGGCUCCGCGCCGAGGCCGAGGAGCGGCGCAUGAGCGCCGUCUACGAGAGCAUGGCGCUCAUGGCGAACCGACCCAAGCCGUCCGCGCGCGAGCGGCCGCAGACGGCCGAGUCGCCGCCGAAGCGGGCCGGCGCCAAAAAGUUCUCGCGGUUGCGCUCCAUGCUCGACGAGGCGCGCGACGCGGGCGACUUUGGGGCCGUCGAGGCCGCGCGGGAGCAGCCGAGCCACCUCGCCAUGCCCCUGCCGGGCCUCCGGAAGCCGCUCUACUCGGCCGACCGGCCCGCGCCCGUCUUCGGCGGCGCGACGCCCCCGACGCUGACGCCCCAGAAGCCCACCGCCGACAAGCCCCGGGCGAGCGCGCCGGAGCCGGCGACCGCGGAGCCGGAGCCCGCGCGGGCGGCCGGACGCGCCGGCGACGAAUUCGCGCGCGAGAUGGAGGCCAUCGACCGGCGCUACGACGCGCCCGCGCGGCCCGCGCCGCCGCGCCAGGACUCGAACGCGUCGUCCUUCGCCGACGACUCCGACGAGGACGGGCCCGCGCCGCCGCCGCCGCGGCGCGCGGCGCCCGAGCCCGAGCCCGAGCCCGAGGCGCCCGCGACGGUGUCGGGCUGCCACGCGGAGAUGGUCGUCCACGACACGACCUUCGCGCCCGCGAAGGCGCGCACGGCGCCCGGCGUCGAGUUCGCCGUCGUCAUCGACGCCGACGAGCUCGGCUACGUCGAGUACCAGUUCCGCUGCGACCGCGUGCUCGACGGCACCCCCGCGACGCGGACCCUCGCCUUCGAGACGGACAUCAUGUGCGCGGGCGACGUCUUCACGCACAUCUUCCAGGACGAGGGCCGCUACGAGAUCUACGACGUCGACGCCGAGGACGCGCCGGGCCACAUCCGCGUCCUCGAGCGCCGCGUCCGCGAGACGGACACGUACUUCUCCGCCGUCGCCGUGGUCCACGGCGUGGAGCUCGGCCGGCCCGUGGGCGACGUCCUCGCCUACUACGCCAUCCUCGCGCCGAACCCGAGCUACGCGGCCCUCCUCCACAACACGCCGUCCGCCCCCGAGACCCGUGAUCGGCGCAUCCAAGUAAUGUGA
Molecule: messenger RNA, 3171 nt
Organism: Aureococcus anophagefferens
Lineage: Eukaryota; Pelagophyceae; Pelagomonadales; Pelagomonadaceae
Exons: 5
Coding region: 1-3171 (1056 amino acids)
Molecular function (GO): protein binding
Source: RefSeq, a predicted model, not a curated record